GUGCCGUACAUUUGUUCGACAUGUUGCGACUUGUCGAACUCUCAAGCACUCUCUCUUCCCCCCUCCAAAUUUGUAAUUCGAUACAUCGAAAUUAUGACGCGGGAUGUCACUGUGUUAUUGAAAAUCGUGAUGUUUGGACGCUUCGCUUCAGAUUAAUAACUGACUGCUGAAAUAACUUUCUUGGCGGGAAAAAGGGAUUUCAAUAUGGAUGCUGAAAUGAUCAUUAACAUAACAAUCAAUCUGUGUUUUUUCACGUGAUGAAAAAUGUGGUUUUAUCAAAUGGCUUUUCUAUGACUUCUUAAGGAUUACACGGAGAUUUUUCACAUCGAAUGAGAAUUUCACUCGACCGCACUCCUGGUUUGGUCGCAGUACAGUGUUUGACGCGCAAUCGAAGGAGGCCAGUCGAAGCGGAGCACAAGAGCAAAUGUCGGGUGGACAAUGAAUCGCGCGAUGUUCUCCGAUACAACGGUAUAAUGUGAAUGGUGAUAAAUCGACGUGAUAUGGUGCAUAAUCGGAUUGUAAACACGCGCGGUAAUGUGGAUAAAAAGUAAAAAAGCUAAGAAAAAAGUGCAGUGACUCUACGUCUGAUUGGUAGUGCACGCAGAGCGGCCCUUCGUGUACAUACACAUGUAAUGACAAACUGACUCGAAAGCAGGAAGGACAGGAAGAAAGAAAAUGGAGCAUCGGAAGCAAACGAUGAGCUCGGAGAUAGCGAAAGCUAACGAGCAGUUCGAUCUGUUUUGCAACGCGACCACAUUGAAAUCAAUUCUGGGCCACUACAGGCAUCUCUGCGACUUGCUCAGGAUCAGGCCAAACGUGAUCAAUCAAUUUUAUCCAAAAUUGAAAGCGAAAUUGCGAUCGUGGAAGGCUCAAGCCCUCUGGAAGAAAUUCGAUCAGAGGGCCAACUACAAAUGUUACAAUCGUGGCAAAGCGUGCCCGAACACUAGGGUGUUGAUCAUCGGAGGCGGGCCAUGCGGCCUUCGUUCGGCCAUAGAGGCCCAACUGUUGGGAGCCAAGGUCGUGGUUGUCGAGAAACGGGAUCGCAUGUCGAGGAACAACGUCCUUCACCUGUGGCCCUUCGUCAUCCACGACCUCCGCGCCCUGGGGGCGAAAAAAUUCUUCGGGAAAUUUUGCGCCGGCUCCAUCGAUCACAUCAGCAUCCGACAACUUCAAUGUAUAUUGCUCAAAGUCGCUUUGAUCCUUGGUGUCGAGUUCCACGAGAGCGUCAGUUUCGACGCCCUCGUGUCGCCGCCUGAGAAUCAGGAGGAGGGCAAGAUCGGUUGGAGGGCGAAGACCACGCCCGCCGAUCAUCCUGUGUCUCAGUACGAGUUCGACGUGCUGAUUGGCGCCGACGGGAAGAGGAACACGUUGGAAGGGUUCAAGCGGAAAGAGUUCAGGGGUAAAUUGGCUAUCGCGAUAACGGCGAACUUCAUCAACAAGCGGACCGAGGCCGAAGCCCGCGUCGAAGAAAUCAGCGGGGUUGCGUUCAUCUUCAAUCAAAAGUUUUUUAAAGAACUGUACCAGGAGACGGGUAUCGAUCUAGAAAAUAUCGUUUAUUACAAAGACGACACUCACUAUUUCGUGAUGACCGCCAAGAAGCACAGUCUCAUAGACAAGGGAGUGAUUUUGCAGGAUCACGCGGACACGGCGAAAUUACUAGCUAAGGAAAACGUGGAUCGUGAAGCGUUGAUGCUUUACGCCCGAGAGGCUGCCGAAUUCUCCACGGAAUACCAAAUGAUCGGUAUGGAAUUCGCGGUGAACCAUUACGGCCAGCCAGACGUCGCCAUGUUCGAUUUCACGUCGAUGUAUGCGGCGGAGAAUGCCAGCCGAAUUUUGGAACGCCGUGGCCAUAAGUUGCUUAUGAUCCUUGUCGGUGAUAGCCUUCUCGAGCCGUUCUGGCCAACCGGAUCUGGUUGCGCGAGAGGAUUUUUAAGCUCCUUAGACGCUUGCUGGGCGAUCAAAGGGUGGGGCGCGAACGUGUCACCGUUGGAAGUAAUCGCUGAACGGGAGUCGAUUUACAGGCUGCUUGGACAGACCACGCCUGAAAACUUGAACAGAGAUUACGCUGCGUAUACGCUAGAUCCUCAUACCAGAUACCCCAAUUUGAACGUGUCCUCGGUGACACCGAUACAAGUGCGAAGUUUACUCGACACGGAUGAUCCCGACAGCGUGAAACAGCCCCCUGUCCAGUCUGACAUCGAUAUCCCUAAAAAACGACGUCGUCGAGAUUUGCGUGGAGAUUCGCAAGUGCAUCCUGACACGCUGCUUCGCUGGCUGCAGAAACAAGUUGCCCUGUACGACUCGGUUCAGAUAAGAGACAUGGGCGCCUCGUUCAAGAAUGGUCUGGCUAUUUGUGCGAUAAUUCACAGAUAUCGUCCAAACCUGAUUGAUUUCCACAAUUUGAGCCCGGACGACGCUGUCACGAACAACCAAUUGGCAUUUGACAUAUUGGAAAAAGAGUUGGGCAUACCUCCUAUAAUGACAGGGGAGGAAAUGGCCCAGUGCGACGUUCCCGACAAACUUGCCAUGUUUUCUUACCUCACACAGAUAUACGAAGUUUUCCGCGGUGAAAUCCCGUACAUUAAACAUCCAAAAUUAGAACCUGAAAACGAAGAAAGGCCCGCACAUAGUAAACAAUUGACACCUGAUCAAAAAGUUCAGUUAAUUGACCGUAUCGUCAGGCAAGAUAGCGCAACGAGAACCAGACACUCACGAUCGCGUCAUAACGAAAAUUUAAACCCCGCGGAUAAGAAGGGGGACACGAUUAGCCGACGUUCUCGAAAGAGACGAAGCACGGAGAAGAUGGGCGCGACAGUGGAGGAAAGGCAGAAGAGACUCGCAGAGAUAGAGAAAAAUCGCGCGGAACGUAUGAGAAGGCGGCAAUAUUUACGAAAUAUGGCGACGCAGCAAUUCUACAAAAGUGUGCAGAUGCUGCAAGCGAACGCAAAACGCGAGAAAGACGAGCCGUUCGAAGAUUAUUCGAUAUUCUUGUAUCGUCAAACAGCACCGGAUUUCAAGGAUAGGGUGAAAUACCUAGAGCAGAAAAUAUUAUAUCCAGAUAGAGAACCUAAGAUUCACGCUGGUCAUCACAGAAACAGCAUAGACGAAGAGUUCUCCGGCAGAAUAAAAAGCAUCGAAGACAAGUUGAAAGGAUCUACACCGGUUGAGAAAAAACCCAGAGAUCUUCUACGUGCGAUUGGUAAAAUUGAGAAGACCGAUUGGAACGUGAAGGAAAUCGAGAAGAAAAUCGAGGAGAAUAAGAUGGGCCGUUUGGUUCGACACGACAAGGUAGAACGGGUGCCGAAAUGGAGUCGAGAACAGAUGUGUAUAUGCUUCAUUCAGUUUUUAGCUCGACAAAUCAAGAUGGAGAAGAAGGGGCGUGAUCAAAGGGAGACAGAUAGUAAGUACGCUGAUAUUGACAAUACCCUGAAGAAUAUUGACAGGAAGAUCAAAGAGGGUAAUGUGCUCGGGUACAAUAAAGUCUCGGCAAUGGCCGAACAAUUUUCGAAUAAAAGUCAGGACUUGGCGGAGCCCAAGAUGCAGAAAUCGAAUGCCAAGCCCACGAUAACGUUACCUGCUCAAGGAGGUUCAGAAACUUGUCAUUUUUGUAACAAAAGGGUUUAUCUAAUGGAGAGACUUAGCGCCGAAGGAAAAUUUUUCCAUCGAGGAUGUUUUCGUUGCGAAUAUUGCUCCACCUCGUUGAGAAUAGGAAACCAUACGUUCGAUCGGGAUAAAAAUGGAGGACGAUUUUAUUGUACGCAACAUUUUGGUUUCUCGGGAACGUUGAAAACUCGGGUGGAAAAGAAGAAAAUGACGACGUUGAACAAGGAAAAUAUACCUGCGACCUCCGUAAAUCUGAAAACUCCCGAGAAAGGAAAGAUAUCUUUGGAGGGCGUGGUUGGCCUCGAUUUACUUGAUCGCGGGCAAACGCCCGAGAGAAUAGAAUUCGAAAAUUUGGCGGGAAUAUCGGACGCGGAAGAAGCCCAAAGUCAAAUGGACGAAGACGAAUGGACGGAUAGGAAUUUCGGAGCUUCCACUGCAGAAAUGGGAUCCAGUGAUGACAUUUCUGAUAUGAGCGAUUCGGAUGAUGAUAACGAAGUGUACGAAGAGGCGAUAGAUCAACCCUUGACAACCGAAGGGACUCUUGAACUUGCGAAAAAUUGGACGCUACGAUAUUCCCAUCCCCAUGCCGCAAUGGGACAAUCUGACACGGGAAGCAACGAAUACGAAGAUUCCAGCGACGAGUAUACGAACGAAGACGAUGAGAGUACAACUGCCACGGAAGAUGAGGACGACAUACGAGCCCGGGAGCUUAGAAAGCAAGAAGUUUGGUUGAAGAAUCCCACACGUAGCUCCGAUACGGACAGCGGUUCAGAAACGGAGGUCGCCUCUGAUGAAGGCACGUCUGAGGAAAGCGAGGAGAACUCGGCCACGGAAAUAUCGACAGACUCGGAAUUCGAGCACGAUGGCGCAACGCCCACCCAGCACGAGAUUCCACAGAUCACGAUCAACGACGCGUACGUGCGCAAGACCAGAGGAAAUUACGUUGAACCGAAAAGAGUUCAAGUGAAGAGUAAAGUGAUAUCGUCGAUCAACAACGGUAAUCCGAGGCAGGAGAGAGAUGUAGACACUGCGAGGUCGCAGUUAAAAAUGGAUCGCGACAUAAAUCCUUCUCGUGUUGAGAGAGAGAGCAAGCCGAAUUUAUCAGGAUUCAACAACGCAGCUCCGUUGAUAAACCCUCGCAAAGGGGAUUACCUGUUGAACCGUACCCACUCCACCGAGGGUAUCGCGUCCAAGCUGUCCUUGGAGUUGAAGAAGAAGUAUUUGCUGGGCGGUUCAGCUUUCGGCGGUUCCGUCAUGAAAUCUGGCUCGGCCUCGAACGUGGACACCCAACUGAGAAAUUUCACCGACGCCAUAUCUCAACACCAAAAACUGUUGAACCCCGCCCCGGAGCCAAGCCCUACCAUGCAAGCGUUCCUUCAAGGAACCAGCAAAUUGCGCUCGAAUAACGCCCAACUUUCCCCCAUAUCGCCCACCGCCGCCAUAUUCUCCUCCUCGAAACCGUACAUCGCCGCUCGAUCCUCCCAGAAUUUGCUGAACAACAACAAUCCGAUUUACAAGUCGGCAAUCCUGCCCGAAAUAUCGAAGACCCAGCUGCCGGACCUGGUGAAGGAGUCCAGCAUAUUGAAAUCCAAAACCACUCCCAAUAUCGUGUGCGGCGAGUCGAAGAGCGCGGUGGAGGAGGCUGGGAAGGAGGUUCUGAAAAACUCUGAAACGUUGGAGAAUGCGGAAAAUAAUUUCGCCGCGAGCGUGGAUGAGACGAACGGCUUUCGACCGAGGAGCCCGUUGCACGAAACCUCCAUCAUCGUGCCCCAGGUCGACUGGGGUAAAAGCGCGGAGGAGAGGAAGGAGGCUGCAAGCACGGGAGACUCGGAGAUAGACAGCGAUUCUCUGUCGUCAGGGGAAGAGGAGGAAGAAGCGCCGCCUGUUACGAAUCUGUCCCCUCCUCGUUUACAAAUUCACAGCACGGACGGAGAUCUGUUGUUGGACGAAGAAGCAGAAAGGUGUAAGGAUUUCGACGACGGCCAGUCGUUCGAGCCCGACUCCAUAGAGUGUUCGUUCCUUCAGGAGCAGAAAAUGUUGCAAAAUAACAACAUCUCUGCUCCUUGCUCGAACAACGAAACCUCGAUGGAGUUGGAGCUGGUGAAGAACGAAAUCGAGCAGUUGGAGCUGCAGGACGAGGGGAAGAAGAGCAAUUGCAGCACCCCAACGUCGAUAACGUCAGCCGUCUCGAACAAGCACGACGAUUCCGAGGAGAACGACGUGACGACGGCGGCUCUCACCGAGACCGAGUUCUCGGAGUGGGCCCGUGACGGUGAGGUUUUGGUCUCGGACGAUCUACGAGACGUUGAAUUCAACAUUAACCCGGAAUUCGUAACCACGAGAAGAAAGAACGUAUCGAGGAUGGCAGGCCAUGCUCCGAUCACGAUAGCCAAAGAAGAAGAUCUGACGGACGUGGAGCUGGACUCGUCCAGGUUGGAGAAACAGUUGGACGUUCCUGUUAACGAUACCUCGAAACUCUUGGCGAAUGGUGAAAAUAUAGAUUUCAUGGACACGGAUAACGAGUCGUUGUUGGACGACAGUUUGCAGGAUGCUUCUAACACGGUGAUGCUGAAAAAUAGGGGAUACGUAGAGUUUGUUAACGUUAAAAGCGGCUCGACGCAAGAUAGAUUAAUCGUGGCUGACGCUCCUAUCGCGAGAUUGGAGGUGGAAAAUGAUGAUUCGGAGGGAGAAGAGGUUUACUACGACAAGAAGAACGUGAUAGAGAUAAAUCCAAUCACCAUGGACGAUGUUAUGAACAAGUUAAAUGUGAACAAGGACAGUGAGAACAACGACGCCAAGAUUUCGGAUACGGGGAUAAAGUCAAGUUCCGUUCAACAAAAAGAUCGAUCCGUCAUCGUCGAGGCGGUGAACAAAGAAUUAUUUCAAUCGAUGGAGGAGGAUAGUUUGCUGAUCGUUGAGCCUGCCGAGGACACGACCACCAGCGAGGUAGUCACUAUUCUCGCCAGCCCCGUGAAUCCACAAGUAUCUAUGAUCGCAGCCCAGACCGAGAAACAAACGGAAGAAAAAGAGGAAGAAACGAAAACGUCGACCGAUUUGAACAAUCCCGAUUAUCUGGAGUACGUGAAGCGUCUGCAAUCUAGGAUUGCCGAAUUUAGCAACGCCAAGGACUCCAUAGACGUGAGGAAAUCGAAAAGGAAGAACUCGAAAAGUUCGCUGCAGUCCCGCACGGCCGAGAUGAUGAUAGCGGAAGAAAUUAAGAAUCAAGAAAGCACGAUUAAUACGAACAGUUUCAACUCGCCGGCAACCUCGAGAAAAUUGGAAGAAAUUACGAGAGAAAGGUUCAAGCAGAAAAACGUGAUACAAGAUUUAUUGAUGGAUAAGGUAGAGGCUCAUAAACAGAAAUCGGCAGAGAAAAAGGCGAGGAGAGCUGCCAGAGCUUCGUCGUUCAAUUCAACUUCUGCCUUAUCCCCGAUAAGACCCAGUAGUACGUUAGUUAAUAAAUUUGUACCUACGUCUAUAGCAACGCCUGAAAACAGCCCUUUGCACGCUACCCCAAUUGAUGAAAUUAAGCAGCCCGUGGAAAUUAAGAAAUCUUACGACACCCAGCAAUUGCCUUGGAAAUCAGAGACUGAGAAAGUCGUGAACGAGGAAAGUAGUAAAAAUGAUGUUCAAUCUUCUGAAAAUAUCACAUUGAUCGAGAUAGGUAAUGAGACGGAGAACAACUUUAGAACGCCAAUUGCGCCUCCGAGAUUGAAACAUGAAGAGGCGAAGAGGACAGCGGAAAAGGCAAGGCAAGAUGCGAGAGAAAGGGCUAGAUUGAAGAGCGACGAGGAUCUGGGUCUAAGCCCGGAAGAUAAAAUCAAAGAGUUGAGAAUGAAAGUGGCGCGAAGGCAACUUUCCAUGGAAGAGAGGAAAACUAAAGAAGAAGCGCAGCCUGAUGAUCCUCGCGUAAGACUAUAUACUUAUGGAGCAAACAAGACUGAAUUAAAAUUGCAAACGAGCAAAAGUACGGACAAUAUGAAAGCUGUAGCCGAGGCGAUCAAUUUCACCGGUUUAUCUGCUGGAGCAAAUGCAAAAUCGAUGGAUGAAUUGUUGCAUGCUGAUUCCCCAAAAUCAAAUAGCUCGAUAAUAAAAAGAGAUAAGAAACAAAAAAGUAAAGAUCCAGAAAGAAGAAAAAGUAUCAUUCAAGCAGUCUCAGAUUUCUUCUUUAAAAAGGAAUCUUCCCCUUCGCCGUCCAAUCAAAAAGACAAAUUAUCUAUGUUCCGUCUGACGUCAAAGACGAAAGGCAAAUUAUGUAAAUCGUAUUCGGAAGGGUCAGAUCUUGAUAAAGUCUUAUCACCGAAAAUGAACGCUAGACCAAAAAGUGUUUGCGAAGGUAUGCUCACAAGAAACUUUUUAAAUGAAAAUCCGCCGCCAAUUCCACCGCCACCCCUUAUUUAUACCAUUCCUACUACACAAAUCUCAGAUGAUAGUUUAUCAGAUGAUGACACAAAAACAACAGCAGUAUCGACAUCAUGCAUACAUAAAGCCACAAUAACAGAAGGUUCAUGUAAUAGUAUUUCACGUAAAACGAAAACUACGAAACGAAUAGCUAGACAAGCACAAUUGAAAAGAUUGCGUAUGGCUCAAGAAAUACAAAGAAAAUUAGAAGAAACAGAAGUUAAACAAAGAGAAUUGGAAAGUAGAGGUGUUAGCGUUGAAAAAGCUCUUCGUGGAGAAGGUGAAUGCUCCGAUCGAGAAGAAGCAGAUUUACUCAGAGAGUGGUUUGACCUUAUGAAAGAACGUACAGAAUUGCGUCGAUAUGAAAAAGAGCUUUUAGUACGUGCUCAAGAGGUUCAACUUGAAGAUCGCCAUGAAAGAUUGCAACAAGAAUUACGUGAACGCUUAGCUGAUGAUGAUAAUAAAAAGACCAGUGCCGAUGUGAAAAAGGAAGGAGAAAUUUUAACAGAAAUGUUGGAAAUAGUCGCAAAACGGGAUUCGCUUAUUGCACUUUUAGAAGAAGAGCGACAAAGGUAUCAAGACGAAGAUCGUGACCUUGAAGCUCAAAUGUUGGCCAAAGGCCUCAGAUUAACGCCAAUAAAAAAAUGUGGUCCUAAGUAUUCAGUUUAAUAGGAAUCACAUUAUUGUACAUAUACUCCAUUCUAUAUAUCCAUUGAUAAAUUUUACUAAAUAAGUAAAUUAAUUAUAAUGUAAAUAAGAAGUAAAUCUCAUAAGAAUCAAUUUGAUCUUACAAAGAUCAAAACUAAAAUUUUAUGUUAUUUUUUUUUUUUUAUGUAUUGAAACAAAUUCAUUUGCAAUAUUGUCUUUCAUUGUAUAUGUGCAAAUCUCACAUAUUUUAAAAAAUUACAGAUCAAUUAAUUAUUUUAUUUUAGAUUCGAUUUUUACAGAUUAUUG
Molecule: messenger RNA, 8958 nt
Organism: Apis mellifera (honey bee)
Lineage: Eukaryota; Metazoa; Arthropoda; Insecta; Hymenoptera; Apidae
Gene: Mical
Product: F-actin-monooxygenase Mical
Exons: 30
Coding region: 676-8673 (2665 amino acids)
Molecular function (GO): protein binding; FAD binding
Source: RefSeq, a predicted model, not a curated record